AUGGAAUAUAGAUUAGUUCUCAACAAUCGCACUGAUGUUGAAAUAACGAAUAAUGAUAUGAGCGGUAAAUUCCAUCAACAAUUGAAAUAUUAUAAGUAUCGUCGUGUUCCAUCAAAGAAUGGGAAAGCAAUUUUCUACCUUUUCUUUCGAAAAGAGGAAGAAACAUAUGCUGCUCGAAGAGCAGCAAAAUCAAUAAAAGAAAUAUCACUUGUUAGAUAUUAUCCAUCUAAUCAUAUUAAUUCAGAAUCUACAUUUCGACCAUUUCCACCACAACAGAUUAUUGAUAUCUGUCGCUAUGCAUUUAGAAAUCGUCUUGAUAAUUUUUAUCAUGUGAUGAAUGGAUCAAUAUCCAUUAUAUUACCCAUGUCAACAAUAAACCUUCAAUUUCCUGUUGCUCAUCAACAAAAUAAUCAAUUCAAUAUUCCAUGUGUUCAUUGUGGACAAUACAAUCUAUUACAAACAAAUGAUAAGAAAGAAGAAAAGGAAGAUGUGAUUGAAAUUAAGAACGAUGUGAUUGAAAUCAAGGAUGAUGUGAUGCAUAUUAAAGAAGAAAAACCUGAUAUUAAAGAAGAAAAACUUAAUUUUGAUUUUGAAAUGGAUGAAUAUAUCUUGCAUAAAGAUCCAAAGCUUUAUACAAAUAUGUUUUCGCCUAUUUCAAUUGCAGAAUCGGAAGAUGUAGAAAAUAAACAAUCAUCUCUUUCCGAAGACCAGGACGAAAAUCUUGAUGUUAUUUUAAAAAAAUACUUCAAUGAUAUUUCUGAACUCGUGGAAUAUUUAAAAGAAGAUAUUAUAUUCAACAAUUAG
Molecule: messenger RNA, 804 nt
Organism: Rotaria sordida
Lineage: Eukaryota; Metazoa; Rotifera; Eurotatoria; Philodinida; Philodinidae
Source: the annotation of a GenBank genome assembly